UCGUCUGUACAAAAAUUAUGGGCACAGCAUUUGAAACUGCACGUUUUGAGCGAGAAAGAAUUUGUUGAAAUGCAACAACUGUAAACGCACAAUUGUAUAUGUAAAUGGACCAACAACGCAUGUAUCGAGGUUGAUGGCAAUCUUCAACCUCUGAUCUCCCGUGCUUAUAUGUUUGCCUGAAAAGCCAAUAAUUUGUGACAAUGUUGUGGAUAAAAACAAGCUAGUAGAGCUUUUACAGCUAUAGUUUGCACGAAUUUUACAGUAGUUACUGUUGGAAAAGUGCAACCACUGUUCUCUUUUUCUCUUCAAUAAUUUACUAGAUAGUCCCCACAUGUAAGAGUUAAAGUUGGAAACCUCUAACUUUAUGCGCAUAUAAUUAUUAAACAGGCUUCAGUUGAAAACUAUGGAGGCAAAGAGAGAAAGAUACCAAAACAUAUAUGGAGCAGAAAACAGAAGGUAAGUCUUACAUGAAGAGAGGUUUGUGGAAACCUGAAGAAGACAUGAUAUUGAAAAGCUAUGUUGAGACUCACGGAGAAGGAAACUGGGCAGACAUUUCCCGUAGAUCCGGGUUGAAGAGAGGAGGAAAAAGCUGUAGGUUGAGAUGGAAGAACUAUCUAAGACCAAAUAUCAAAAGAGGAAGCAUGUCACCUCAAGAACAAGACCUCAUUAUCCGCAUGCAUAAGCUUCUUGGAAACAGAUGGUCGUUGAUCGCCGGACGCCUUCCAGGUCGCACUGACAACGAAGUCAAGAACUACUGGAAUACCCAUUUAAACAAGAAAUCCAGUUCCAGAAAACAGAAUGCACCUGAAUCAAUCGGCGCCACUAAUUUCACCGAUAAGCCAGUAAUGUCUACAGAAGUGAGAAGAAGCCAUGGAGAAGGAGAAGGAGAAGGGAACGGUAUCGUAAGAAAUACCUGGAUGGAGGAGGAGACCAACAGCUUUGACUAUGACGUCCGCAUAGGAUCUCCACUGCCUCUCAUCUCCCACUACCCAGACAGCACUCUUGUUUUUGACCCAUGUUUCGCCUUUACCGAUUUCUUUCCUUUGCUUUAGGACUUACCUUGCUUUAUCUCGAGGGAUAAAUUCUUGCAUAGACUUUGUGAAUCAUUAUGGCUUUUAGUUAUACAAUUUUACAUUGUGGGACGUAGUCUACGCAAGAAAUUAAUCAUAAUUUACAAGUCCUAAUUCGUUGAGGAUCCAUUCUUAUUUCUUACCUUUAUUAUCAACUGCAGCACAAUAC
Molecule: messenger RNA, 1239 nt
Organism: Camelina sativa (false flax)
Lineage: Eukaryota; Viridiplantae; Streptophyta; Magnoliopsida; Brassicales; Brassicaceae
Product: transcription factor MYB82-like
Biological process (GO): regulation of DNA-templated transcription; cell differentiation
Cellular component (GO): nucleus
Molecular function (GO): transcription cis-regulatory region binding
Source: RefSeq, a predicted model, not a curated record